AUGGCCCCUCGAGUUCCCUCCUCCGCCGCACAAGAGGCUACCGAUAGGGUGCGCGCCGUUGCUCGGGCUCGCCAGAUGUGCGGCGAAGGGUCCUUGACAGACAUCGUCGACCCCAAGUUCCUGAAGGCAAUGCUGUCCACCUUCUUCGCUACGGCGCAAGACAUGGACAUCCCCGUCGGUCGCGUCGCCCUCAAUCGUGCCAAACGCGCGUUGGAUGCUGUCUCCGAGGUUUCGAAAGGAGCGACGCGGAUCACAAAGGCCGUUGCGCGCACUGCGUGGGCGCUUCUGCUCGUCGAGAUGAAAUUCGCCAGGAAGUACAACGCUCCCGCGUCCGUCGAACCCAUCGAGCGGUUCAUCGAGACUGUGACACGCGAGGCGCGACGGGAUAACAGCUGGGACAUCGGGAAGGUUCGAGGCUUCCUAGCGAGAGGUUGGCCAGAGGAACAGACGGUACGCAAGCUGAAGGCCAACGAGAUUGGUACUGUGCACUGGUGGCACGCGAUUGGCAAUUUGAAGGACAAGGAACCGCUGCUCCGGCAGAAUAUUUACGACGCAGCCUACGCUCUUCGGGCUCCUUCGCCUCCUCGUCCUACUGCGGCGUCUUCUGCAGGGAGCAGGCCCGGUCGCGAAGCUGCGGAAGCAACGAACGCCGCUUUGCGUGGUGCCGAAAUAAUCGACGACGACCGAGGCGGGACAUAUUCCCCAGCCAACAUCGACGCGGCCGAGCCGCGGGUCAACGAUGCGCAGGCCGCCCGACCGCGAUUUGGCGAAAACGCCGCAGCAAGUUUCACCUUCAGCGUCCCCGCCGGCGUUGACCAUGCUCCGCCACCGCCGCCGCCACCGCCACCGCCGGGAGCUUCGAGGCGCGCCCAACCAUCGCCGUGGCUUCCCCCUAGCGGCUUCACUGCGGAUCUAAAGUGGAAUAUUCCCGAUUACCACGAGCACAAGCGGCUACUUCUUAGAUGGCCGCGAGGGCAGCACGCUCCCGAUAGCGUGGUCUGGGAACACCCGCAUGCUCAUGGUCUCAGGGUGCUCGAAGAUGGUCUACCUGUCACAUCUAAGAAACCCUGCACGAAUUGCAGCAAACAGUAUUACACCUGCAUCCCCCGUGGUUCCAAAGCGUGUCUGCCUUGUUAUUGGGAGAAGGGUAGCCAGGGGAGGUGCGAGGGCAACAUACCACCUGACGGCCCGGUUCAGAAGCCGGACUUCAAGAUUCGCACACAGUACCUGCGAGAACUGGACGCCGCCGGCGUAUAUCCGUUUCCGCACCACUACGUUCUCGAGGACGGGCGCGCGCGUCACGGUGCCGGCGCUGGUGGAAUUGGGAAACCACCGGCUUAUCCUUCGCCGGCACCGCGGUACAGCCCGCCGAGGGCGACGUCGACUGCCUUGGAUCCGACUUCUGCGGCGCCUUCGUCAUCGUCCGCCGCCCCGCCUACUUCAGCCACUGGGCUACCCCCGCCUGCCGGGCCGGAAGCUGCUUCGCAACAAGCUACCGCGGAAGAAUAUGGUGCCCAGGAGCCUGCUGCCCCAGCGUCCGCCUCUGAGUCUGCCGCCGCCGCCGCCCAUGACAUAGCCGCCGUCGACGACGACAUGCUAGUCGACAAUUAUUCCCCCGCCGAUGCCCAGCCCGACCUCGCGACUGUGUCCGCGGAGAAUGUGACUGCCGCGCAUGAGGACGACGUAUCUCACCGCGGCCCGCAACAGCAGAGUUCCCGCUUAGGGAACGGAGCAGACCUCAACGCGGCGCGCGAGGACAGCGCGAUGGCGGAUCUGAGCAACAUGCCCGCGGGUACACGAAAGCGUCCGCGCGUACCUGCCGCCGGAGAGAAUGAACUCCCGACUGCCCAGGCUGGCGCCGCACCUGGCGAUGCGCAACCUCCACGCAAGCGCAAGCGCCGCGAAGGACCCACGGCCGCCCCAAAACCCAGCCCGGCGAAUGAUAGCGGUGCUCCCGCGCCUUCGCGUCCGAUGGAAGGUUCCCUGCGACCCGCCGCCGUGGCGUCGACGGCGCCAGUAGAAUCAGAGGUAGAAAGCGCUCAAGACACCGCCACUGACGUUCCUGAACCGCCGUCGCGAUCGCAGUCGUCUAUGGCGUCACCUGCGCCUGAACAAGAGCGCCAGGCGGCCCGCCCUGUUCGUCCUGCGGAUGGAAAGGGUAAGUCCCGCGCGGUCCACCGACCCAGGGGUGAUGAGCAGCGCGGGCAAUCAAGUUCCUCAAGUCGCGGUGUUCAGUUUCACCCUCCCGCUCCUGGCACUCGCCCUGUUCCAAGCGCGGCAGGCCCGAGAUUUGGCGGUCGUCCGCGACCUGUGAUACCGGAUAGCGACAUGCGAGUCGAAGGUGACAGGCCUUACGAGGCGUCGUCGGGCGGAGUGUCUCGUAUAUCCUAUCCUCAGGGCGCUCCCCCUCCCAUGUCGACUCUAAACCUCUCGGGCGACAUAUUUCUCGCCAACCACGUCGAGCGCGCGCUCUGCCAUGAGAUGCGCGACGUCAGCAAUCACCACCGCGACUGGAUCUUGGGGCGCUAUGAAAACGAGCAUGUCCUCCCGCGUCAUCGGGAGAUCAUAAGGUCGCUCCAAGAACUGAGAGACCGGAUCGCUCCGCAGGCUCUCGAUCCUUAUGCUGGCCGCACGGCCGCGGCUGCCAUAUCGGGACAGUCCAUCCCCGUUCAGGCUCUAGGCAAUCCUGCCAGGGCCAUCCCAGGCGACCCCUCCGUCACUGCCGCGGCGCGUACAACCCCUCCGCCUACCACUGGCAUCUCCGAGACGAGAUUGACUGAGAUACUCGCUGAGUCAUUUGCGCCAUUCCACGACAUGGCUGGGAAUGUGCAAGAUCUGACGCGGCGCUUUGCGGAACUAGAGCCGAUCGCCGGGCGUGUCAGCGAGAUGUCAGGGCGCGUGGAUGGCAUGUCAGGUCGAGUAGACAUCAUGGGCGCCGACAUGCAAGCGCUGGUCGCACGGGUGCAGCGACUUGAGGAUGUGAGCCCGCUCGCGCGGAAUAUAAGAGUCUUCAGCGAACAUCAAGAUCGCGUAGGCAAGGCUGCUGCUCCCAUAUUGGUCUUGCGCGCGCCGGAACCAGCGCACCAGUCGGUCUCUCAGCCGCCCCCAGAGCGGCGUCAGGCUGGCCGGACAGAAUCUUCGCCGUCUCGCGCUUCACUCAGCAUUUCUGUUUCGCGCGCGCUAGAUCGCGCCCGCGAGGCGUCCUCGGUGGAGCUGUCCUCCAGUGGGGGCAUUGUCCCGCCAGUUGGGGACAACCCUGCGCCCUCACAACGAGCGCCUUGUCCGGACGAAGAUAGUGUCGCCGCUGAUGAUACUUCGUUCACCCGACGCUCCUCUCCGCAGCACGAAGUCCCGCUGGCGGCUGCCGACCCCUUGACGCCUAUUCGAGAAGCCUCUUCUGGUCCCAAGAACAAUCCCCGCUCGGCGUCGCUCGUCUCGCAUUCUCUGGGCCACCCGCCGUCGUUGGACGUCGAGAUGGCCAACGCCGGUAUGCCGACGACUCCGACGUCAGAGUCGCCCCUCACGACUAGUCCGUCGCCCGGCAACUAUCGUCCUGCCGUCCCUACAAUCCCUGCCAACACCGCCCGCUCUCCUCAGCCGCAAAUAGCUGCCAAGGCCCGUUCAGCUCAAGCCGAAUCCAAUGCCGACGAAGGCUCGAGCGACGACGACGUCCCAAUGGAGACCGGCGAAGACUGGGCUCUUGGCGACUCUCGGAAACGCGGUGAAGAUGAGGAAGGCGAGCCUGAGGGUCAGCGCCCAGCCAAGCGACGGGCCGGCGACUUGAGCUCUGGGGAUGAGGACGCCGACGGUAGUUCCGAUGACCAGGCGCCGCCGCAGCCUGCGCGCGCAACAGCUUCUCAAGUCCCGGCGUCUCGCGUGGGCAAAGGCCGCGGCGCUGCUGCAGCGAGAGGCAACGCCGGGAGAGGCAAAGGCGCGAACGCUAGGCGCGCAGGGCUUCGUGAUCGCGCCCCACGAUCUGGGUAA
Molecule: messenger RNA, 3984 nt
Organism: Peniophora sp. CBMAI 1063
Lineage: Eukaryota; Fungi; Basidiomycota; Agaricomycetes; Russulales; Peniophoraceae
Source: the annotation of a GenBank genome assembly